Molecule: messenger RNA, 886 nt
Organism: Raphanus sativus (radish)
Lineage: Eukaryota; Viridiplantae; Streptophyta; Magnoliopsida; Brassicales; Brassicaceae
Product: methyl-CpG-binding domain-containing protein 4
Exons: 2
Coding region: 113-760 (215 amino acids)
Molecular function (GO): DNA binding; zinc ion binding
Source: RefSeq, a predicted model, not a curated record
GAAGGUUUGUGAUAGUGUUCGCAGGAGUCAGAGAAAGCUUUUUGAUUAUAUAUAUUUUUCUGUUGACCAAAAAAAAAAAGAUUAUUAAGUGAAGAAGAAGCAAAUCGGAGCUAUGGCGGAGGAAGAGAACGGGAGCCUAGCGAAACCAAGAGCCAAGAAAGACGUUGCUGCAGGGAGGUUGAUCGAUACCUAUGCGGCACAAUGCGAAAACUGUCACCAGUGGAGAGUCAUUGAUAGCCAGGAGGAGUACGAGGAUAUCAGAAGUCGUAUGAUCGACGACCCUUUUACCUGCGACAAGAAGAAACAAGUCUCUUGCGAAGAGCCUGCAGAUCUUGACUAUGACUCCUCUCGUACCUGGGUCAUCGACAAGCCUGGUCUCCCCAAAACUCCCAAAGGUUUCAAGAGGAGCCUUGUCCUCCGCAAAGACUACUCUAAGAUGGAUACUUACUACUUCACUCCCACCGGUAAAAAGCUUAGGAGCCGCAACGAAGUCGCUUCCUACGUCGAAGCCAAUCCUGAGUUCAAGGGUGCGCCUCUUGAAGACUUCUCUUUCACUGUCCCCAAGGUGAUGGAGGACACCUUUCCUCCUGAUCCUAAGGUUGCCUCUCCUCCUGUUGCUGCUAAGGUUGUGUCUCCUGUUUCUACACCUUGUGAUGAUGUUUCAGACAAGAGCACCAAAUCCAAGCAAAUCAAAGGAAAAUUCAAGCUUGAAGAAGAGACCAUCCUCUCUGGUUCUCCACACGUUUCUCCUGCUCCCUAGUCUUAAUGCAUUGCUGAGUUUGUUUGUAGAUUUGUUUUUUUUCUUUUUUGGUCUCAGACUGUUAUGAUGUGUCUACUAAGUUGGAUAUUUAUUUUUACUUUCUUGCAAAGAAGCUGAUUCGCCUCA